CUAUAUAAGCAAUAUGAAACAUGAUUGGCGUCAUUAUUUUAAAUCUUUUAAUUAAACUAGGUUAAGACAUAAUUUGUCUGGUUAAAUCUUAUUCAAAAUACAUCACUUACUUAAGAAUUUCUAAAUCCAGUAAAUUUUUAGUUUAUACUUGAUAACCGUUUUAUUAUUUACAUGAGCCAUGAGCAAUACGCCCAGAGAUAAGGGGUUAAACCAGAAAGAGAGGAUUGACGAAGUUACGAAUAUUAAAGAAUUACAAAAACAGGGAGUGCGCGAUGAACAGGGCCGAAUAGCUAUUAGUAAUACAGAGGCUGACGAGAAUUUUGAAUCUGAAAGGCACAAGAAUGAUAGAGAUGAAGACGUCAAAAGUGGAAGUGAAUCUAAUGCAAGCUCUGACGCUGACGGUGGUACUGGUGUGAUACGAAUUGAGAAUCUAAAUAGGAAGAAAUCACAAUUAUUGCAAAGAUUAACUUCGCUCAAUGCAUUUUUCGCUGAUACUUCUGAACCUGUUUCAUUAUUUACACACGAAAGAGAAAAAAUAGAAAAAGAUCAACAACAGCAGAAUUAUCAAAACUUGCAUCCAGACUGUAACACAGAACAGGCACAAGCAGAUUUGUCUUCCAAUGUAGAUGAUGAAGCUAUUAGAACAAAAGAAAAAAAAUGAGAAGG
Myzus persicae (green peach aphid) is the source of this 666-nucleotide messenger RNA. RefSeq names its product 28 kDa heat- and acid-stable phosphoprotein-like. Gene Ontology annotation, molecular function: RNA binding. Lineage: Eukaryota; Metazoa; Arthropoda; Insecta; Hemiptera; Aphididae. The record is from RefSeq and is a predicted model, not a curated record. The coding region runs from base 179 to 661 and encodes 160 amino acids. The transcript is spliced from 4 exons. Gene Ontology annotation, cellular component: cytosol.